UACGAAGUGCAACACUUGCUUCUAAAAUGGGCAACGACAAUAUUUUAAUCGUUCAAGGAAAAAAUGGAAAUAAAAAAUUUGAGUUACAUGUUACCUUCCAAACGUCCGUUGGUGAUCUCUGUACCGAAAUCGAACGAGAAACGGAAAUUCCUGUUCACUGCCAAAGAGUUAUAUAUAACGGUCGAGCUCUAAACAACCAUGCCGAAGACAUGAAUAAACAUUUAGGCACCCUAGGAUUAAAAUCUCCUGCAAAAGUUUUAGUGCUCGGUAAAAAAGCUGACGAAGAGGAUGAAAAUUACAAACUAAUGAAGAAAUGGGAAGUAUCAUGUGACUCUCUUGCACGGCAACUUAGUGGUUUUGAAAAGGAUAUUCUAGAAAUAGAAAGGGGGUUUGCACCUAAGCCAUUGAUUGAUAAUUUGCCAAAAACUGUCAAAAAAAUUAAUUGUUUGGCUGAGGAAUUAAUGACAAUUUUGAUAGCUCUUGAUGAACUCAGCUUCAAAGAAAACCAAAAAGAAGCAAGAGCAAAAAGAAAAUGCAUAAUUGACAGAAUUCAUUUGCUGCACAAAAAGUGUGAUGAAAUGGUACUUUCAGCAAAACAGUUGCAAAGUGGAAAAUCUUGAUGGUUCAUUAAGAGUCUGAAUAUUGAAAUAUAUCCAAUGUAACAUCUUCAGCACUGUUGAUAUUGCUAGCUUGUCUAUAAUCGUUAUAGAAAAAGAAUGGGUUUCAUCAACUUCAAUCACAACAGAACAAUGGUUGAGCUACUAGUGGCUUAUAUCAGGUAGAGGAUGUGUAUAGGCAUAUUUGAGAUUCAUGUUGUAAAUAGUAAAAAUUGUACUGAAUCCGAUACUUCGGACACACAAAUAAACUAAAUUUUAAAGGA
Molecule: messenger RNA, 880 nt
Organism: Daphnia carinata
Lineage: Eukaryota; Metazoa; Arthropoda; Branchiopoda; Diplostraca; Daphniidae
Exons: 5
Coding region: 27-620 (197 amino acids)
Biological process (GO): protein stabilization
Cellular component (GO): nucleus; cytosol; membrane
Molecular function (GO): adenyl-nucleotide exchange factor activity; protein-folding chaperone binding
Source: RefSeq, a predicted model, not a curated record